This is a messenger RNA of Gloeophyllum trabeum ATCC 11539, 384 nucleotides long. RefSeq lists its product as uncharacterized. The annotation marks the transcript as partial. The record is from RefSeq and is a predicted model, not a curated record. Lineage: Eukaryota; Fungi; Basidiomycota; Agaricomycetes; Gloeophyllales; Gloeophyllaceae. The transcript is spliced from 4 exons.
AAUAGCCUGCAAGAUAUGCUAUGCAUGUUGCAAGAGCUGCAGAAGCGGAAGGCAGCCAAGACGUCAACGCGGUCUGUAGCCUUCCAAAACCAAAAGAAGGCUAUAUAUGCGGACGCUAGGAAGAAUGCAGCCGCUAUGGUCGAGGAAGGGGUCUCCUACAUCGAGCAGUGCAGAGAGCAGCUGAAGGGACUAAAGGCCCAGGAAUCAUCUUACGAGAAAGUCUUUCCAGAUCUGAUGCAGACGUGGAAAGCCCACGACGAAACCGUCCGCGCCUUGCUGGCACUGUAUGCACCCUUCUUUGAAGACCUCUCAGAGCGGCGCUCCGAGGAGAUCAACACCGCUAGUUCCAUGUGUGAGUGCCAUGCAUUCUUAAACGAGUGUUGA